This is a messenger RNA of Lolium perenne, 1111 nucleotides long. Its product is annotated as outer envelope pore protein 24, chloroplastic. Gene Ontology annotation, biological process: regulation of monoatomic ion transmembrane transport. Lineage: Eukaryota; Viridiplantae; Streptophyta; Magnoliopsida; Poales; Poaceae. The record is from RefSeq and is a predicted model, not a curated record. Gene Ontology annotation, molecular function: voltage-gated monoatomic cation channel activity.
AGUGGUUUCUUGUUCGUGGCGGCCGAGGGAGGUUGGUUGUUCCUCGAAUUGAUAAGUCUCUCUCGGGCUUGGUUGUUGGGUCCAAGUCCAAAGCAGCUCAACCGGACGGCGGCGGCGGCGGCGGAGACUCCGAGGAACCCGUCCGAGAUGAAGGCGACGGUGAAGGGGCGGUACGAGGGCGACAAGGCCACGGCGGCCGCCACGCUCGCCCUCUCCGCCGCCGGUGACCUCCGCCUCCGCGCCUCCGCCACCGACGCCGCCUUCGCCGCCGGCCCCUCCCUCGACGGCCUCACCCUCACCCUCGAGAAGCCCGGCUCCUUCCUCCUCGACCUCAAGCCCAACAACCAGGAUGUGCGCUUCCAGUUCAUGAACUCCGCGGUGGUGCUCGACAAGAAGGUCAGCCUCACAUACACCCACUCCACCUCGCUCGCCCCCAAGCCCGCCGCCAUCCCCGCCCCGGCCACCUCCCCCUCCGCCGCGCCGCCGCCCGCACCCAAGGCCGCCGCUCCUCCAAACCGCACGGCGCUCGACCUCUCCAUCGCGUUCGACCCGGCCAACAAGGUGAGCGUCUCCCACGCGCUCGGCUCGGGCGGGUGCCGGGUCAAGUACUCCUACGCGCACGGCGCCGGCCGGCUCACCACCCUCGAGCCCACCUUCGACACCGCCAAGAACGCCUGGGAGUUCGCCGUCGCCAGGAGGUUCGACGGCGGGGACGCCGUCAGGGGCACCUACCAGGCCUCCACCAAGCAGCUCGGCCUCGAGUGGACCAGGAGCUCCAGCAUCGGUGGAUCCUUCAAGGUAGCAACAACAUUCGAUCUGUCUGAUCAAAGCAAAGCACCAAAGCUUGUAGCGGAGAGCACAUGGAACUACGAGAUCUGAUCAGUCUCUGCCUUCCAGUAAGCAAAGGCAUGCAGGAGCUCCUGCUUAAAGAUUGCCCUUGUCAUCAUACUGUCUAGUGUGCCCCAUACAACAAAACUACCCCCUUUUGGGCUCACCAUUAUUCAGCUACCGAAACUGUAAUCCAUUUUUGCUUGUCUGUCAUUGUUGCUUGGAAUCGAGGUUGACAAUGUUAUCUUGUGUCAAAAUAUCCAUUGAGUUCUUGCUGUUUGUA